UCAGGCGAGCGGGGCGAGCGGAGCGACCAGGGUCCCUACGUAGCUGAGCUGCUCCUUCCUGCCUGACCUGAGGUUCCAGAAUUCGCUUCGCUGUUGCCUCAGCACCAAGAAGGAGAUCCAGUCCUGCUACCCAGCUAAGUCCAGUCAUGCAGGGACAGGAAGAUGGCAACAGCAUUCUCCCUUUUGCCAAGAGUUCCAGGGUGGUCAGCCGAUCUUCACCCUGCAACCGGCCCUCCCAGAGUAGCAGACCAAUGCCUCAGCCUUAUGGAGACACCUUCUGGGAGAAUCUUAGCCGAAGGUCUAGCUCCCACUGGAUGGAAGAACAGUACAUUCCACCAAUGCUGAGGGCCACUGGGUGCUCGAAGCCUGGCCUGCACCCUCUUGAGGGGCUUCCUCCUCCUGCAAAGCUUUGGAGAAGAAAACGAAAGAAGCUGCAUUCGGAAAGAAUGCAGACAGGCCCUGGAAACAUUCCGGCCCGUGUUAGAGCCGUUACCUAUCAUCUGGAGGACCUGAGGAGGCGACAGAGAAUCAUCAAUGAACUGAAGAAGGCCCAGUGGGGAAGCUCUGAGGCUCCAUCUGAGCUCCCCCAAGUACCUGAAGAGGGCUAUGGAUUCCUCAGCACUCCUGAAUACCUUGACGUGGAAGAAGAGAGGGGAACCGAUCCACAGGAAGAGAAUUAUUUUGUCACUCCCAGGGAUCAGCUGCUCUGGUCUCCCUGGACCCCCUUAGGCCAGGAGGGGACUUAUGCCUCUGGGCGGCUAAGCUCUCUGACCCACAGCACUGUUACAGCGAGGAGGAACCCCACUUACAAUCCUCAGAGGAUGGAGCUGCAGCAUGAGGAGUAGUGGACAAUCAUCCAUGCUCAAGCUUCCAGACCCAGGACCAAUCCAAGCGCGAGACUCUCUUCACUGCUGGCGGCAAGAUGGUUGUUCCCUCUCCUAACCCUAACUGUUGAUCACAGCCUACUUGAGUUUCUAUCCAACGGUCCCAUCCCCUCACAGCCGGACCCUGAUCUUGUGUUCUUUCUGUUCUGUUAUUAAAGAGCCUGGAGGCAGUGAGAGGGGAUUGGAAAGGAGGACUUCUUUGAUUUUCUUGAGGACCCAGUUACAAUGAAGUCAAGCAAGGUCCCCAAAUUAGACAAGUCUCGCCCGAGACAAGAAGAGUUCUGCCCAGGUCCAGCCUCCAGGGCUCUAGCCCUGUACCUCUGCCCAAGCCCCAUCCUCCUGCGCCCACAGUCACUUCAGUCAGCUGAGCUUCCGCCUCCGGAUCCCG
This is a messenger RNA of Arvicola amphibius (Eurasian water vole), 1272 nucleotides long. It is a transcript of the gene Inca1, whose product is annotated as inhibitor of CDK, cyclin A1 interacting protein 1. The coding region runs from base 147 to 845 and encodes 232 amino acids. Gene Ontology annotation, molecular function: cyclin-dependent protein serine/threonine kinase inhibitor activity; cyclin binding. NCBI's taxonomy places the organism in Eukaryota, Metazoa, Chordata, Mammalia, Rodentia, Cricetidae. The record is from RefSeq and is a predicted model, not a curated record. Gene Ontology annotation, biological process: negative regulation of cell population proliferation; negative regulation of cyclin-dependent protein serine/threonine kinase activity. Gene Ontology annotation, cellular component: cytoplasm. The transcript is spliced from 7 exons.